GAGGCGGACAGCUCUGGGUCCCGCAGCUCCCCACCCCUCCACUGCCUGACCUUUGAGCCGCCCAGCAGCCACCCGCCCGCCUCCCAACACCCUCGCCGGAGAAGGAAGGGCUGGCGGCGGCCGAGCUAAGCCCGCUCCGGCUGGCCUCCCACCAGGGCGGCAGGAAGGGCACCGACCGCACCGUCCUCCGACCACCGCGACCUGCACGGAGACACCAGUAGAUCCCCCAUGACCAUGUGUUCCAUUAAGAUUGAGUGUGUCCUGCCAGAGAACUGCCGGUGCGGGGAGUCUCCAGUGUGGGAGGAAGCGACCAACUCUCUGCUCUUCGUAGAUAUUCCUUCAAAGAAGGUUUGCCGGUGGGAUUCGCUCAGCAAGCAAGUUCAUCGAGUGACUGUGGACGCCCCAGUCAGCUCCGUGGCCCUCCGCCAGUUGGGAGGCUAUGUCGCCACCGUUGGAACAAAGUUUUGUGCUUUGGACUGGGAAGAUCAGUCAGCCAUUGUCCUGGCCACCAUAGAUCAAGACAAGAAAAACAAUCGAUUCAAUGAUGGGAAGGUGGAUCCCGCUGGGAGAUACUUUGCUGGCACCAUGGCUGAAGAAACAGCCCCAGGAGUUCUGGAGCGGCAUCAAGGGUCCCUGUACUGCCUCUUUCCUGACCACCAUGUGGAAAAGUACUUUGACCAGGUGGACAUCUCCAAUGGCUUGGAUUGGUCCCUGGACCACAAAAUCUUCUAUUACAUAGACAGCCUGUCCUACUCCGUGGAUGCUUUCGACUAUGACUUGCACACAGGAAAGAUCUCCAACCGCAGAAGUGUUUACAAGCUGGAGAAAGACGAACAAAUCCCAGAUGGAAUGUGUAUCGAUGCCGAGGGGAAGCUCUGGGUGGCCUGUUACAAUGGAGGAAGAGUGAUUCGUUUAGAUCCUGAGACAGGGAAAAGACUCCAAACUGUGAAGUUGCCUGUGGAUAAAACCACCUCCUGUUGCUUUGGAGGGAAGGAUUACUCUGAAAUGUACGUGACCUGUGCCCGGGAUGGAAUAGGCCCUGAGGAUCUUUUGCGGCAACCUGAAGCGGGUGGAAUUUUCAAGAUAACUGGCCUGGGGGUCAAAGGAAUUCCUCCCUAUCCUUUUGUAGGCUGACAGGCCUUCUUUCCUACUGGGGGAAACUUUGCAGACAGCUAGAAAAUGCUGGAGCUGAAAUUUCUAUCUAGUUACCAAAACCUGAAGCAAUGAUGUUAUAACAGAAUUACAUUUUUAUUUACUCUUUUUUAAAUGUAGAGAUUGUUAACAAGGAGUGGCAGGUGGGUUUGAUAACAUACUAUAAGGCCUUCUGCAAAGGUACUACAAAAAUGUCAAGAAUUGUUCAACUGUCAACCAGCCUCUUGAUUCUUUACAAAUUGCUGGUGGACAGGGGCAGAGGGAAGAGACUAUACCUGUUCUCUAUUCUGCAGUUCAUACUUACUAUGCCUAAAGCUUCAAACUACUAAAUAGCAAUCUGCUAAAGAUCUACUACAAUUAUGUUCCUUUUUAUUUUCAUCAUAAUCUUAUAAAAUGUGCUGCAAUGGGAACCUACCUUCAUCUUACUCUUCCUAUAUAUUAUUUUAAAAAUUAAAUAAUGCUAGAGGAUGUGAAUUAAACACUUUGGCAACCUCCAUGGUUCCAACUGCCACCUCGUAGAUAUAAAAGUAAUAUAUUACUUUGGAAAGAAUAUUUUAAAAUAGCUUUAUUGAGUUAUAAUUGACCUAUACAUACUUAAAGUACACAAUUUGAUAAGUUUGUUCCCACAAGCAAGAUAAUGAAUCUAUCCACUACCCCCAAGACUUUCCCUGUAUCCCUUUGUUAUCUUUUCCUUUGGUUCCUCUGUAUGCCUGCUCCCAUCCCAAAGAAAUCACUGAUCUGAUCUAUGUCACUAUACGUUAGCCUUAAAAUUUCUUUUAUUUGUUCUUUUUAAAAAUAUAUAUUUUAUUGAUUUUUUACAGAGAGGAAGGGAGAGAGAUAGAGAGUUAGAA
Messenger RNA from Myotis myotis, 2003 nucleotides. It is a transcript of the gene RGN, whose product is annotated as regucalcin. Bases 229 to 1134 code for a protein of 301 amino acids. NCBI's taxonomy places the organism in Eukaryota, Metazoa, Chordata, Mammalia, Chiroptera, Vespertilionidae. Gene Ontology annotation, molecular function: gluconolactonase activity; calcium ion binding; enzyme regulator activity. Gene Ontology annotation, biological process: L-ascorbic acid biosynthetic process. The record is from RefSeq and is a predicted model, not a curated record. The transcript is spliced from 7 exons.